UCAUAAUUAGUGCUAGUGCCAAUAUGAACUUUGAGCAACAUAACGAAAUAUCGACGUCUUACAAUGACAAUAAAUACGAAAAAAACGAUUAUUACUACGUCAAAGAAGAGAAUUUCGACAAAUAUAGACAAAGAGCUGACGAUCAAAUUAAUACGCCUUUCUCCGUGAAAGAUAUAUUGAACAUAAACCAGACUUAUUGUGAUCGGACUGACGUUUGGAAACAGGAAAGAUGCCAAGAACAGGAGAGAUUGUAUCAACAAAGCGCUUAUUGUCCGGAUUAUUUUAACCAAAUGUAUCCGUAUGUUGAAAAUUGGAACGAGGCUUAUCAUGAGAAUAAAAUGGAUGAUUAUUACAGCUAUAAUUACGCGAAUAUAUAUCAUCAGAAUCAUGAACAGUUUUCGGAUGUACAGGUGCCCAGGGUGGAUGUGGAGCUACCUCCACCUCCUGGUGUUAUAAGCGUUGAUGAGAGGGAAAUACCAUCGAUGAGUUCUUCAUCAUCUUAUUUACAAGCGGACGCGAAAUUUGCAGCAAUACCAAGGAAAACUAAGAUACCUUGCCUGACAAAGAUGGAGAAAAGAGACAAAAACGCAAAAAGAAAACCCAGAAUCCUGUUUUCGCAGACUCAAGUCCAUGCGUUAGAAGUCCGCUUCAAAGCUCAACGCUAUUUAACCGCUCCUGAACGAGAACAGCUAGCAAAAACGCUAAAUCUAUCGCCAACACAAGUUAAAAUAUGGUUCCAGAACAGAAGAUAUAAGAGUAAACGACUGAAAUCCCCAGAGGUAUCAACGUCUACAGACGCGAAACCCAGCAAAGGUAGAAAACUUUAUAAACCAGAAACAAGGGAAAGUAGUUUACAAUCAUAUAAUUUUAAGGCUCAGAAUCAAAUGAAUUCGUCAAUGUAUUUCGACGAUAGUACCGCGUAUGAAGACACUGAGAGAUAUUACAAUCCGCGGUUACAAAUUCAAGACACGACUCCUAGUUAUAUAGAUUCAAAAGAUUGCAAAGAUGCUGAUAUGAAGAAAUAUUACUCAGCAAAUUUUGUCUGUUAGUACAUUUACGCGCGUUUAGACUAACCCCCUUUUUCAUAAUAGUCUGCUAACUUAAAGCAUUGCUAAUUCUCAUUCUGUCUUCUUCUAUUGACCUAAGUCAGAAUGAGAUAAAACACUCCUUAGCGGCUGUUUAAAGUAAGCGGACCAU
This is a messenger RNA of Leptidea sinapis, 1197 nucleotides long. Its product is annotated as homeobox protein Nkx-2.5-like. Gene Ontology annotation, biological process: regulation of transcription by RNA polymerase II; cell differentiation. The record is from RefSeq and is a predicted model, not a curated record. Gene Ontology annotation, cellular component: nucleus. Bases 24 to 1049 code for a protein of 341 amino acids. The transcript has 2 exons. Lineage: Eukaryota; Metazoa; Arthropoda; Insecta; Lepidoptera; Pieridae. Gene Ontology annotation, molecular function: DNA-binding transcription factor activity, RNA polymerase II-specific; RNA polymerase II cis-regulatory region sequence-specific DNA binding.